AUUAUAAAAUACAAGAAGCAAUAAACCUUAACAUUUUUUCAUGAGAAAAUCUCCGAAAUAAUCAAUAGUAAAACCAUACGGAAAACAGCAUGCGCUGGUGGUCAUUUUCGUUGGCCGCGUUACUGGACAGUGGUCAGUCCAAAUACAGCUACUGCCACGUGGUGGUAGUGUUUUAAGUUUUACACCGGCAAUUCAGAUCUGCAUGACAUCAGCAACAAAGAUGGCUCCUACUCCUUCAGAAACUUCUGGAGAUGAAGACCAACUAGCCUUUAAGGUCAUAAACCAAGACAAUUUUCCAAUAGUAGUAGUAGGUCAACCAAUUUUGAAACCAUUCGACCAAUCAGCUCAAAAGAACAAACCUAACCUCAUAGUCCACCCUAUUCGAAGGAUAUCCAAGACAGUAGAAGAUGCUAAGCCAAAACUUACUGAAAAACCUAGUGGAUUAUUAAAUAGUAGUAACGAAAAUACCGUGAAAGUACGGAAAAAUCUUAGCUCUUCACAUGGAAAUUUAUGUCAUAAUAAUAGUACUGUUCAAAUGAAACUAGAGGAUUUAGAGAACAACCUAGAGCUAGAAAAUUUUAACAAAAUAUUAGAUUCUAAACUUAAGAGACUGCAGAAAAAUGAAAAUAAACAACAACAAAAAUCUUCAUACUCGGACCCACCAACUUCUAGAAAGCCUUUUGUAACAACCGUUAAAAAGGGACAAUUCCUAGAACCUCCGCCCGAGAUAGCAUUACUCAUGGGAGUCAAGAUAGAAGAGCCAAAAGUUGUAAGGAAAAAUCCAAAGGAGUUAAAAAAACUGUAUGCAUUUGCAAGUCAACCAAGACUUUUAAGUCGUACUCCGCCUAGAACUGUGCAUCAGUCUAGAUGCGAAGCCGCAGCAUGGGCAGCAGCAAAAUUAGUAGGUACAGUUGUUGGCGUUAAGAAUGAAAAUGAAAAACUCAGAGAUGCUUCAAAACCACGAUCCACCAUAGAAAAAAAAGUACAUAGGGAACACUACGUAUCAACUCUGGAAAAUCAGCCAAGAUGGAAUCCUAAUUUUGCGUUUGCCAAACUUCUGUCAUGUGACGAGGCUGAUCGAAAUAUUUCCAACACCAGAGCCGAGCAAGCAAAGAGAAGAGCGUUGGCAAGAAAAAGAGCCAUCAACCAACAAGUCAAACCUGCUAAACCAACUAUAGUGCGCUACGCGGUACCACACCACCUACAAGAGAAGAUGUUAGAUAUUAGUCAACUACAACAUCUUUUGAGGACAAAAGAACUAACAGACGCAGCCACUCAGACUGAGAACGAUCAGUGUUUGACCCAAGAAUCGAUUAGUAUUGAAAAGGCACAUGCACAGGUUCAAGUGCACCCUACGGACCUUUUUGACUUUAACAUCGAAGUCCAACCAAUUGUAGAAGUUUUGGUGUCAAAAACCAUCGAAGAAGCUCUAAUAGAAGUACUAGAGGAAGAAGAACUAAUGGCAAUGAAAGAACAGCAAAGGAAAUUUUUAGAAUACAUGGCUACCAAUACCAGUGAUGAAUUAGAAAGUGACUUGAACGAGAACACAUUUAAAAAAUUUUCAGAAAAUAUAUUUAGGAAUAAUUAUAUGCCUAAUUUGAUAACGUCAGUUUAAAUGAUAAAAUUAUCUUACACUUUUGUUUAGGUGCUAUAUCAGCAGGUUCUAUUGUUUAAUAUUUUAAUGUUUGUUACAUAAAAUUUUAGUGACAUCAAAA
Molecule: messenger RNA, 1715 nt
Organism: Diabrotica virgifera virgifera (western corn rootworm)
Lineage: Eukaryota; Metazoa; Arthropoda; Insecta; Coleoptera; Chrysomelidae
Product: radial spoke head protein 3 homolog B-like
Exons: 8
Coding region: 203-1615 (470 amino acids)
Cellular component (GO): cilium
Source: RefSeq, a predicted model, not a curated record